AUGCCCGCGAAUAAGGGGAACCUGUCGACGUCUCACAAAGAAAAGCCCGGGAACGGUCUGACGAACGCCGCUUCCAAGAAGAAGAAACGCUGCCCCGUUAAGCAUAAAAAACAUUGCAAGCAAUAUCUGCAGCUCCAUUCAGAGUAUAGGAGCACGUACACAUGGCACGAGUACACUGGGCCGCACCAAGAGCAUACGGUCGUUCGUCGAGCGCCGCAACCACCGCCGACCUCGACGACGCAAGCGAGCGCGAAGCUACAAUCGGCCAAGUCGACCGAGGAUGAGAACAACGAAGGACCGACUUUGGAACCGCCGUUGCCCAGACGAAAGAAAUGCCCGGAGCUCGCGUACAAGACCCACGAGUUCAUCACGGCGGCCGACGGGGGUGGCAUCGACGCCGUCGAUUCGAACGUUGUUGCUGAUAAAGUUCGGGAAGUUACAGCGCAGUCUGGCCUGCCGCCGAGUCAGCUGAGCAAAGCGAUAUCGCGGAUCAGCACCGAGUAUCGGUUGCAGUUCGCCUGGCCUAGACGACCCCAGUUAACGAACGGGGAGACAGUGGCGCCGGGUGUCACUGCCGCUGGGGCGCCUGCUGGGACAACAGGACCACCCAGGAAGUCCCUCAGCAUGGGUGCUCUGAAGCAGGGCAUCGCACCCACGGGACCUGCCCCAGUUCACAAGAAACGACCCGGUGAUGUCGAUCACAAACGCGACGGGGUACAGGCGUCGGAACUGGAGCCCCUGGUCGGUGGAACUGGUGCGGACACGAUCGACGGCGUGGUGCCCGAGGGCGACGAGCGCGAGGAGGACAUGUCGGACUUGAAAAUCGCUUUCAGGGGUAAAAAGUCAGGUAGAACCGUAAGGAUAGUGGAUGAUAAAGGGACGGCCAAACCGCAGGAGAAACCGUUUCCGACCACAGACGUGAUCGAGCUUAGGCGGCUCGCUGACGAGUACAAGCAUCGCGACUGGGGUUGCGGUCUGGCAGCCGAGGACGAGGCUUCCCUGUGGAAACGUGUAUCCAGUAACCACGCUCUCAACGCGCUGUCCCUUGCCAGGUCGGUGACGAAGGAGGAAAAGGAGAAGGAGAACACGAGGAAGGUGGCGCCGAUAUCCACGGCGAUCACCAUGCCCCCAGCUGGUCGACCAUCCUCGGUUCAGGCCAGACCUAUGCAUGGACUUCUGCAGGACGAUCCGAAAGCGGACACCGAAAGAGCCAUCGCUCGCGCAAGAAAGGAUUUCUUGAUCCGCCAUCAUUUGGAUCGUACCACCGGUGUGGGCGACGGUGCACUGCUUCCCUCUCCGACGAGAGAGAAGCUGGAGCCCGUGAUACCACGACGCCGCGAGGACUCGAAGGAGCACCGUGAGGAAGUUCAGCCGAAGACGAAAUCCAGCCCGAAAAACAGCCCGAGAACCGGUCGUUCCCAGAGUCUCGGGCCUACCGUGACCGAGCGUAGAUCACCGAAACGUCAACCUCCGCGUGCACCGUCCGUCACUAAAGAUGCAAAGGAUUUAUUAAAAUUAAUUUUCUGCAAAGCAAAAGCAAGUCAGAUACUAAAGGUGCUCACGUUAGAUGAGAAGAGCGGUGGUGAGCCCGAAAGGCAUCCACGACCGACGGGUGUUUCAGUCACGGGCCCCGGCCGCGUGCGUUGGAGCAUACGGGAGCCCUCGACGAUAUCCUCGACGGGUCCGUCGACCAGCGUGCCGCCAUUACCGCCACCACCCUCGGGCCCAGGGCCUACUCCGUUCCACAGGAGGCCCCCACAGGUCCAUCGGAAAUCCUUCCUCGCAACCACCGCUCCUCCCCAUCGCCCUCUUCAUCACGCCAAACCCUCAACCACCACCACCACCACAACCACCGCUAGUACCACUGUAAAACCCCCGGUAAAGCAUUCAGUUCAUACGAGUGUCCAUCACCCACCUACGUCGAGCGCUGCCGCUGCGGCCAGGCCGGACCGUGUUAAAGAUAUAAGCCGGUGCCAAGGUCCGAACGAAGCUCCGGCAAAAACGUGUAGCGACGAUCCAGCUGCGGCUGCGGCCGCAGCCGCCGCCGCCGAUCCAUCCAAAUCAUCCUCCGAUAGUCGAUACGCGUCAAAUCAAGCCGCUACCGCCGUCCAACCUAUGACGGCGGAGCCGCAAGUAAACGGGGACGUGACCGGCGAGGACCUGAACGUCGAGUCAACGCCACCGUCGCAGGCCCAUCCGGUUCCGGCGACCGCAGCAAGCCCGUGGCUCGACGACGAGCCGGUGGUGAAAAGCCCGCCGGAACCAACCAGGGUAAAGUCGCCCGAGCAGAUGAUCAUGCGAUCCCCCGAGCCGGUAAAUUGGACCGUACCACUGGACACCGGGAAAACGUUCACUGUCACGCAAAACGUCAGAGAAGAACCACUGACGCGUCCGCAUAGCGAGGCAAAAUCAUGGGCCCCGUCGUCCUUCCCGUCCGCGCCUCAGUCAGCCCCGCCGGAGCUAGCGGCCCAGCACAAGUCGCAUCACUCCCAGCAUUCCGGUUACAAGUCGCCGGAGAGCGAGAGCAUCUCGAUCGGCAGCUUCAGCGGUCUGAACGGUCACAAAGACAUGGACUCGGAAAGGGACAGCCCGUUCCCAACGAGCGGCCCUGGCGCUAGCACGCCGACACAGGGUGAAAAGUCAACAGGCGGCGGAGCGGAGGAGUCAAAAGACCAGUCAAGACCGGACUCGUCGAUAAAACCGGUAGCCGGAACGAAUUUAAGAUGCCUAGAUGAUCCAGGAUUCGAAUACGACAGGAAGAAGGAGACCAGCCAAGGGACUACGACCGCAACGAUGACGACACCGUCAUCGUCGACGGCUCCACAGCCGGGUUACCGUAUCCUCGAGGCGGAAUCGCCUCAGGGCGCCGGCAGCGGCGGUGGUGGCGGUGGCAUGGCUGGGGUAGUUGGUAGCACCGGGGGUGGUUAUCACGUACUUGAGGCGCCGACGGUUGUACCAGGCUCAGCGCAGCGUUCCGCGGCGAGCGAGGUGCUGGAGAAGGCGCGAAACCGCUUCGACAAGUUCUGGGGAAAGGGCAGCGGCUCCGAGAAUUAGACCGUUCGCGCGGAGAACAUGCACGUGAGACGUUCCUCGGCUUAGAAGGAGGAGCGGAACGAGGGGGGUUAGAGAGAGAGAGAGAGAGAGAGAGAGAGAGAGAGAG
Messenger RNA from Dufourea novaeangliae, 3160 nucleotides. RefSeq names its product cell surface glycoprotein 1. The coding region runs from base 1 to 3054 and encodes 1017 amino acids. Gene Ontology annotation, molecular function: microtubule binding. NCBI's taxonomy places the organism in Eukaryota, Metazoa, Arthropoda, Insecta, Hymenoptera, Halictidae. The record is from RefSeq and is a predicted model, not a curated record. The transcript has 18 exons. Gene Ontology annotation, biological process: negative regulation of centriole replication.